AUGAAAAAAAACACAUAGCUUAAGUUAUCUGAUCUUGAAGCAGAUCAAUUUUUAAAGAAUUUAAAAUUAGAGAGAUACGUUGAGGGACAAUGUAGAUUAUAGUACUUAGAGUUGGCCAUGUAGAAAGCUUAAGAUCUUAUUCCAUUUUAAAAUGUAUUUCUUCUAGCAACUCCAUUCCAAGACAGAAGAUAGUUAACUUAUGAAGAAAUCAAACAGCUCGUUUUGUCUGGAAGUGGAGGGUUUUGCUUAAUAUUGAAUCCUGUUUUCUGUGGUCUUCUAUAAAAUCUUGGCUAUGAUGCAUAGAUAAUAUAAUCAUCUUGCUUGAAAAUACCUGAAAAUCAUGUUGCAAUAUUAGUUAAAAACUUACUAUAAGAGGGUGAUAGAUAUUUAGUUGAUGUAGGUCUAGGAUUCAAAAAUGUACCACUCAAGGUUGAUUUUGACAAAAAAACUGAAAUGUUUCAAAAUUCUUUUGGUUAGUAUUAUUAUGAAUGGGAGGAUGAUACUAAGCAAGUGUUGAAUAGAAUUGAUCCUGUCAACAACUUUUUCAACAGUUAUACUUUUAAUGUUUAUUAAGAUUAUGAAGACUUGCUUGAUCACUAAGGUGAUGUUUACACUGGGACUGCUAAAUCUCCAUUUCACAGUGUCCUGUGGAUGAUUAGAUUCCCUUCAUCUGGUUCCAUUUGCCUCAAAAAUAAUGAUCUCUUAGUAGAAAAUGUUGAAAAAAAAUAAUUAGAACCAAAGGAAGUUAUUUAAAAUAUAGACUAAUUUGCUGAAUGUUUGACAAAAUACUUCCCUAUGGUAGAUAAAGAACUUGCAUUAAAGGCUUAUUAAACAUAUUCUGAAAAGAGUUAGGCAUGA
This is a messenger RNA of Tetrahymena thermophila SB210, 858 nucleotides long. RefSeq names its product arylamine N-acetyltransferase. Gene Ontology annotation, molecular function: acetyltransferase activity. The record is from RefSeq and is a predicted model, not a curated record. The transcript has a single exon. NCBI's taxonomy places the organism in Eukaryota, Ciliophora, Oligohymenophorea, Hymenostomatida, Tetrahymenidae.